GCAAUUAGUAGUUAUCCGGUCAUUUAUUUUYAGUGGAUAAUAUAUUGGCUGUGAACACUCAUUUGUGAGAUCCGCCCGGAUGGAGCAAGGUAAUGGGACUUCUGGAGCUGGUGACAGUGCCUCACACGUCUCGCCCUACUGCGGUGACCUGCUGGUCAACUUGCACGACGUGUACGUCCACUACCACGGUUACGCCAGCCUGUUGGUGUGCGCGUUYGGUUCGGUUGCCAACGUGCUAAACAUCGCAGUAUUGACACGCAAAGAAAUGGUCUCGCCCACCAACGCCAUACUCACCGGACUGGCCGUGGCCGACCUUUUGGUCAUGGUCGAGUAUGUUCCGUUCGCCUAUCAUAUGUACCUCCGGCCCGCCAACUAUCCACGUGCUGACCGCUUCUCCUACAACUGGUCUCUGUUCGUUUUACUUCAUUCGGACUUUUCUCAAGCAUUCCACACCAUAUCCAUAUGGCUAACGGUCACACUAGCUGUAUGGAGAUACGUGGCUGUAGUGCAUCCGCAGAUCAACCGGAUAUGGUGCCGGAUGGAGACCACCCUAUCGGCAAUCGCGUUGGGCUACCUUGUGUGCCCGAUCAUCUGCAUACCCAGCUACCUAUCGUUCAACCUGUUUUCCCGAGURGAGAUAUUGGACGCGAACGGUAACCGUCCGACAUCGGUACUGCAGUCAGCGCUUCGGCGGGCCAAUAAUGGCACCGAUGUGCACAGUGGUCAUGGUAUCGGUGGAGGAAGCACCAACGGAGGAGGCUUUGGCAUAGGCACCAGUGGAGGUGGUGGCGAAGGUAGUGGAGGCAUAAACGACAGCCAUAGUGGCAUCGGACCACUGCGCAACGUCACCCUAUACUACGUCAACGUCAGUGACCUGGCCACGUCCACGUAUCUGGCUGACAUCAAUUUCUGGGUGUAUAGCGUCGUCAUCAAAAUUAUACCGUGCGUGGCACUAACCGUUCUCAGCCUGCGGCUGAUAUGCGCGUUACUGGAGGCCAAACGUCGCCGGGCCAAGCUGACAGGAAGUGGCCGUAAGUCAGCCGACAAGGAGCGGCAGACAGACCGGACCACCCGGAUGUUGUUGGCCGUGCUCUUGUUGUUCCUGAUCACCGAGUUCCCACAGGGCAUACUAGGCCUGCUCACGCUGCUGCUCGGCAAGCGGUUCUUUCAGGACUGCUACCAGAACAUGGGCGAGGUGAUGGACAUGUUGGCGUUGGUCAACUCCGCCAUCAAUUUUAUACUGUAUUGCGUGAUGAGCCGGCAGUUCCGCAACACGUUCAGUUUGCUGUUCCUGCCUUCCUGGAUCUCUAAGGCCGAGUCACAGGCUCUGUCACAUGGUAACCCGACCACCACGCAAGUGACGCAAGUCUAAGGUGACAGCUUCGUUACUAUCCUUGAUCCCCCCCUCACUGUUGAUCCAUCGUCGUUGUCAUAGGGUGUACGUGACACACAUCACACAACACUCACCACCCGCUGACCGCCAACUCCGACAACGGUAACGACCACGAUAAUAUUAUAACGUAUAUAKGCCAUGAUUCAUCAAGGAUGAUCAAUUCUCAUUUUUAAAUAAAUACUAUAAAAUAUUUAAUCUAUUCAAAUUCUGAUAUUUAGAAUUAUCAUGUAUAUUUGCAUAAUAAAUAGCAUAUUUUCAACUACUCAGAUUUCUUAUACUUUUUGAUUAGGUGUAGCCUAUGAUGAUAUCAACUUUUGUAUUUCGACUGAGAACCACUUUUUUUUGUACUGUAAACUAUUUAGCAAUUAAUUUUUGUUUUUGGAAUUUUCAUGCAAGUAUCUAAAUAUUGAA
Messenger RNA from Diuraphis noxia (Russian wheat aphid), 1804 nucleotides. Its product is annotated as G protein-coupled receptor dmsr-1-like. The record is from RefSeq and is a predicted model, not a curated record. Gene Ontology annotation, cellular component: plasma membrane. Lineage: Eukaryota; Metazoa; Arthropoda; Insecta; Hemiptera; Aphididae. Gene Ontology annotation, molecular function: G protein-coupled peptide receptor activity. Gene Ontology annotation, biological process: G protein-coupled receptor signaling pathway.